AUGCUUGGCCAUCGCGGCGCUUAUCAGGAGAGCGAGGAAAAACUUCGAUGUCCUGAGCGUCUACGCCUCACAGCCUCGCAACCGCACCAAGUUUCUUCAAUUUGGUACGCGCAGCAGCUACCAGUGUUGCAAGGCUUCGAGACACGCAUGGGGUUUGCCGGACUACACAACUCACUUGCCAUCACAUUUGAAACUAGGCUCAACGAUGAAAGCGCUGGAGAUGAUGUCUUUUACGAUCAUGUUGCAAUUUACUCACGAGGUCAAAGCAGCAACACGGACUCCGAACGCGCUGGAAUCUCUGCCGCUGCUGUCCAUGAUCUCGCUGAUGGCAAGGUGCACAUUGUCAAAAUACGCUACUACACGGAGUUGCAGAUGACACGCUAUAACUACGUUCCUUACUUCUCAGCGACCACGAAUUUGCCCAAGUUCAUCAAAGACGUGUCAGAUGGUCGAAGAGUUGGAACGCUAGUAGUGUUUAUGGAUGAAGGCAUCAAGACCGAUACGCCCAUUUUGACCGUUCCUAUCAAUUUGUCAGCUACACUGAGGCUGGAUUCCGAUGAGGCAUUUGUGGGAUUCACGACGUCAACCAGUAGCUCGUGGCAGAAGCACGACGUCUUGGGCUGGUUUUAUUGCAGCGAGCCCCCAUGUUUGGACCAGUACGACACGGAACUGACGUUCGACUUCGACUACAACGAGCAGUCAAUGCUCUCUACUGCUUCUCAUGGCAACACUCUCUACCCGAUAUUCAUCUACCCGGACACGGCGUCGUGGGCCAAAACACAGGUGUACUUUUCCGCCAACCAAAAGGUCGGGCUCGUCUCGUGA
Molecule: messenger RNA, 825 nt
Organism: Phytophthora sojae
Lineage: Eukaryota; Oomycota; Peronosporomycetes; Peronosporales; Peronosporaceae
Exons: 5
Coding region: 1-825 (274 amino acids)
Molecular function (GO): carbohydrate binding
Source: RefSeq, a predicted model, not a curated record